This is a messenger RNA of Sorex fumeus (smoky shrew), 2081 nucleotides long. It is a transcript of the gene ASPG, whose product is annotated as asparaginase. Lineage: Eukaryota; Metazoa; Chordata; Mammalia; Eulipotyphla; Soricidae. The record is from RefSeq and is a predicted model, not a curated record. Gene Ontology annotation, molecular function: protein binding; asparaginase activity. Bases 47 to 1822 code for a protein of 591 amino acids. The transcript is spliced from 17 exons.
GGGCUGCCCGGCUAGCGGCCCGCAGUGCCCGGCGAGCGUCCCGCACAUGGCCCGCGCCACGGAGCCCGAGCGGCGGCUGCUGGCCGUCUACACGGGCGGGACCAUCGGCAUGCGCAGCGAGGGCGGCGUGCUGGUCCCCGGGAAGGGCCUGGCCGCCGUUCUGCGCUCACUGCCCAUGUUCCAUGAUGAGGAGUACGCCAGGGCCCGUGGACUCACAGACGACACCCUGGCACUGCCGCCCGCCAGCCCCGGCCAGAGGAUCAUCUACACCGUCCUGGAGUGCCAGCCGCUCUUCGACUCCAGCGACAUGACCAUCACCGAGUGGGUUCAGAUCGCACAGACCAUUGAGAGACACUAUGAGCAGUACCAUGGCUUCGUGGUCAUCCACGGCACCGACACCAUGGCCUUCGCCGCCUCGGUGCUCUCCUUUGUACUGGAGAACCUGCAGAAGCCCCUCAUCCUCACUGGAGCCCAGGUGCCCAUCCAUGCGCUGUGGAGCGAUGGCCGAGAGAACCUGCUGGGGGCCUUACUCAUGGCUGGCCAGUAUGUGAUCCCCGAGGUCGGCCUGUUCUUCCAGAACCAGCUGUUUCGAGGAAACCGGGUGACGAAGGUGGAUGCCCGCAGGUUUGCCGCCUUCUGCUCGCCCAACCUGCCCCCGCUGGCUGUCGUGGGCGCGGACGUCACCAUUAACCACGAGCUGGUUCGGAGGGUGCACGGGAAGGACCCCCUGGUGGUGCACAGCGACAUGGAGCGUGACGUGGGGCUGCUGCGCUUGUACCCUGGGAUUCCCGCCGCCCUGGUGCGCGCCUUCCUGCAGCCCCCACUCAAGGGCGUGGUCAUGGAGACCUUCGGCGCCGGCAACGGGCCCACCAAGGCCGACCUGGUCCAGGAGCUGCGCGCGGCGGCCGAGCGCGGCCUGGUCCUGCUGAACUGCACGCACUGCCUGCAGGGCUCCGUCACCACCGACUACGCGGCCGGGAAGGCCAUGGCGGGGGCCGGCAUCGUCUCUGGCUUCGACAUGACCUCGGAGGCGGCCCUGGCCAAGCUGUCCUAUGUGCUGGGCAGGCCCGGGCUGAGCCUGCAGGGCAAGAAAGAGCUGCUGGCCCGGGACCUGCGGGGGGAGAUGACCCGGCCCUCUGAGGCCGAGCACCGGCCGUCUCUGCAAGGCGGCCCCCUGCGCCUAGGGCUCGCCCACCUCCUUGGCCUCAGCCAGGAGGCCACCGCUGUCCGGGAUGCACUGAUGCCCAGCCUGGCCUGUGCCGCAGCCCACGCGGGCGACCUGGAGGCGCUGCAGGCCCUGGCUGAGCUGGGCGGCGACCUGAGCCUGGGGACCGUGGAUGGCUGGACGCCCUUGCAUGCGGCUGCUCGAGGUGGCCAUGCCGGCGUGGUGUCACUGCUGCUGCGGAGGGGGGCGGACGCCAACGCCCGCGCCGACGGUGGCCUCAGCCCGCUGCAGCUGGCCGCACGGGGCAGCUUGCACCCCAGCCCGACCGACCGGUCUCGCUGCUGGAGACGCCCACCGCCCCGGCCCGCCCCUGUGGGAACCUGCCUGAGGCAUCGGGGGGUCAUUGGCCUGCUGAGGGCCGCAGGGGCCUGCCUGUCCCCCCAGGAGCUAGAGGACAUGGGCACUGAAUUGUGCAGGCUGGCGUCCAGGGCAGACCAGGAAGGCCUGCAGGCGUGGUGGCAGGCGGGAGCUGACCUGGGCCUGCCGGGCUAUGAUGGACGCAGCGCUCUGGAUGUUGCGGAGGCAUCUGGGAACCGGGAGGUGGUCUCCUUCCUACAGCGCCUGCUGGGCGCACGGGGGCCGGCCCCCCGUGACUGACCACACAGUAGUCGCCCCGUCGUCGUCGCCCCGGAGUUCCUCCGGCUCCCUGCGACCGGGCUCUGGGAGGCCCCCGGAGGCCGGCCGCCCCCACAUGCCCAGGAAGUGCUGCUCCGAGUCUCGCCCGACGCGGACCUGCUGCAGCGUCAGCCCUGGCGUGUCGGGGCCUGCGAGCUCCAGCCGGGCAGCGUCUUCCGGCCAGCCCGCAGGCUCCGUGGGCAUCACUGCAAUAAAGUCUCCGGGCCACUCCCUCCCGGGU